This is a messenger RNA of Rotaria socialis, 729 nucleotides long. Lineage: Eukaryota; Metazoa; Rotifera; Eurotatoria; Philodinida; Philodinidae. The record is from the annotation of a GenBank genome assembly.
AUGUGUACAACAACGGAUAUUGAAAAAGAAAAACGUGGCCUCUCUUUAAAUUCGAGUCGACAACUGACACCUGAUGAAGUUGUUGACACGGGAGAUGCAUAUUUACUUGAUCAAAAACCAAGAAAAACAUUUGGAACACAUUGCGACGUUAAUGUUGAAGAAGACAAUGAUAAACAUAAUUCAAAUGAUGAAAGUCUCGAUUCAUUUAUCUUGAAAAAAUUUGUUCCCUUUUCUGGAGAUCAGAAUGUUAUUCAAUGGCUAGAUGAUGUAGAGAAUAAACUUAAAUCAUUCUAUAUCGAUCGUCAAAUAAGAUUUGAAACUAUUCCACUUCUGAUAGAAGGAGCGGCACCACAACAAUAUAUUCGAAAUCGAAAGAACAUUCCCUCAUUUGAUGAUUUCUAUGAGUUUUUAUUAUUGCAAUUUGAGUGUGUUGACAACGUUGAACGUGCGAACAACAAUCAACUAGGUAAGAACACAAGCGUAAACGAUCGAACUACAGUAAAUCAGAAAACAGUAUUGAAUAAUUCGAACGAAUCAAUUGUUAAUGAAAGUAAUAAGAAUAGUCGCAUUAAUCAGACACUAGAGAUUAGUUCAGAAACUACGGUUAACCUUGGAACUACCAAUACCAUUGCUGAUGUACCAGUCAACAAGACUAUAGUGACCUCUAAUGAACUUUUUACGUCUCUAAUUGAUGAAACUGUAAAUGAUCUUUUGACGAGCGAUUACUGA